Drosophila subobscura is the source of this 1545-nucleotide messenger RNA. Its product is annotated as integumentary mucin C.1. The coding region runs from base 88 to 1491 and encodes 467 amino acids. The record is from RefSeq and is a predicted model, not a curated record. NCBI's taxonomy places the organism in Eukaryota, Metazoa, Arthropoda, Insecta, Diptera, Drosophilidae. The transcript is spliced from 5 exons.
UCUUGGGAUCAGACAGUGGAGCAUCGAAACACACUCGCCGACAGUCGACAGCCGACAGCCGACGGUUCCGGAUUAGACAUUUUUAAUAUGCUGACGACAUUGCCCCGACCCAAAGCCAAGCUCUGGUGCUGGAUGUUUGUUUGGGCGCACUUCGGCAGUGCCCUGGGUAAUCAGACAGUCGAAACGGGCAACUGUCCGCCCGGCUAUCAGAAUGUCAAUGGCAAUUGCUACAGCCCCUUGAAUUGUCCCGCGGGCUACCACUUGGGCUCAGAUGGACAGUGCUAUCCCCGAAAUGCGAUGUUGUGCCCCACCGGCUACUAUCUGAACGCGGAUGGCAUGUGUUAUUUGACGGAUCCGCUGCCAUGUCCGUUUGAAUCUACGACAACAACAACCACAGAAGAACCCACCACAACAAAAACAGCGACGACAACAACCACAGAAAAACCCACCACGACGACGACCACGACAACAUCCACAGAAAAACCCACCACGACGACGACCACGACAACAACCACAGAAAAACCCACCACGACGACGACCACGACAACAACCACAGAAAAACCCACCACUACCACAACAACAACAACCACAGAGUCGCCACCACCAGCACCAAUUGAGCUGCCACCAAUAGUUGAACCUCCAGUGCAGCUGGCACGCUGUCCGCCCGGCUCAAUCUUCUAUGAGGAGCAAUGCCGCAGGAUUGUCUGCUCGGAGGGUGAGUACUACGAAGGACGCUGCCUGUCCCCGGCCUGUCCGCCGGGCACCGUGUGGCACCGCAGGACCUGCCAGGUGCCGGGCUAUAUCACUACCAUACUGGAGAUCGACAACGUGAUCCGGAACCAGCACGAGUAUACGGUGGCCAGCGAGAACAUCAAUCGUGUGGAAUACUCCACACUUCGGCCGUACGAUGGGUCGUACGACAAGAGCUACGAUGCCAGCACCAAGCCCGCGGAAUACUAUGAUACAACGACAACCACACACCGUCCUUGGCUCUAUCCCAGUGGACAGACGCCAAGAACAACAACGACGCUUCGGCCAGCGACACCUGAUGUCUUUCCGGGACGGAACCCACCGCCGGGCUGCUGUGUGGUGAAGAGUCCUCGGGUCUGCAUCAACUACGCACCCAAUUGGGUCUGCUCCAGUCGGGAGCGCAAGUUGUGCGAUGCCCGCGUGUGCACCCAUCCGGUGAUCUACCUCAAGCCGCCGCAGAUUGUCGAGAGCGAGAACCGAAGACGCCUCGUGAUGCCGCCCAAUCCGCCGCUGCAGGCCUGCAGCACACCCGAGUGCAAGGAGAGUGAAUUUCUGGACUGCUCUGGCUGCAAGCACAACCAGCGGGACAAAUGCUCUCCGGGCUGCUAUAGCUACUACUGUCCCAAUGGCAGUUGUGCCUUCAUGAACUCCCAGGACUACUGCGGCAUCUAUCCAAGCGGUUUCGGCUGCAAUGCGGACGAUGGCUGCAUCUGGGACUGGUGUCACAAGAAGUGCUACUGAUUGACCAGCCAAAGGGCCAGGGCCAUUCAAUUGCAUCCAUAGAGAAAUUUAACA